CAGGCAACCAAGACGGUCUCUCAUUGCGGUGGACGGAGCGCCAUUUUGCCCAGCAUCCCACGCAAAGAUAAGAAAAGACGAAGUCUGCUGCAGUCUCCCAACAACAAAGAAACACUGUAAUUGAGAAGGACGGUAUCCGAAUUUCUUUGACAUACAGUCAUCAGCCGCCUACUCAACAUGGACGAGGUCAUUGCUCUUCUUGAGCAUCACAAGCGUCCUGAGCUGACCAAGGCUGUCAUUCCAGUGUUGCUCGACAGCCUCGUCUACAUUUCCAAAGCGCUUCGCCAAUCGCAGACAAUUUCUCUGACAGGCGGAGCAAACUCAUUUGGAGAUGGUCAGCUCAACGUCGACAUCUCGGCGGAGAAUCUAAUCCGUGAGGCACUGGCCCUGUGCCCUGCCGUGGCUACAGCGACCAGCGAAGAAGAUCCCGUUGAGAAGCCGUCUGAAUCUGGGAGCACAGCCGAGUCCAGAAAGGCAUCUGGCGAAGAAUACACGGUUGCAUUCGAUCCUCUCGACGGAAGCUCCAUUAUUGGCGCCAAUUGGUCUGUCGGCACCAUCAUUGGCAUCUGGGACGGCAGCUCUGCCUUGAACCAGUCUCCCAAGGAUAAACAAGUUGCGUCUAUUCUCGGUGUUCUUGGACCCAGAACAACAGCUAUUGUUUCUGUACGAACACCUGAAUCAUCAGAAACGUCGUGCAUUGAAGUCGGCCUAGCAGACGACUCCAGCAUCCAGAUCAUCCGCCCACAAGUGCGUCUCUUGGCAAGCGACAGCAUCAAGACGCGGUAUUUUGCGCCCGCCAACUUGCGUGCCACGGGAGAUAGCAGUGAAUACUUGGAUCUGGUUACAGGAUAUGCCUCGAAAAAGUAUACGUUGAGAUAUAGCGGCGGUCUUGUCCCUGAUGUCAUCCACGCUCUGAGUAAAGGCCACGGCAUUUACACAUCGCCCGUCACCGAGGCAAGCCCUGCCAAGCUGCGACGCCUCUAUGAGCUGUGCCCCAUUGCAUUGACUCUUGAAUGCGCUGGUGGAAAGGCUGUUGACCCGGUCUCUGGUGAUGACAUUCUGUUCAAGCCCAUUGCAGGCUGCGACGAACGAGGUGGACUUAUCUGCGGUACAACCGAAGAAGUAGACUUUGCAGCAAGCAAGCUGGUUAAACCGCGCACUUAAAAGUAAAAAAUAAUGAUACAUCAAUUUAUAAUAAUUUAUUUCCAAAUAAAACAC
This is a messenger RNA of [Torrubiella] hemipterigena, 1218 nucleotides long. The record is from the annotation of a GenBank genome assembly. Lineage: Eukaryota; Fungi; Ascomycota; Sordariomycetes; Hypocreales; Clavicipitaceae.